This is a messenger RNA of Scleropages formosus (Asian bonytongue), 1099 nucleotides long. Its product is annotated as protein Wnt-8a-like. The coding region runs from base 1 to 1050 and encodes 349 amino acids. The transcript is spliced from 6 exons. The record is from RefSeq and is a predicted model, not a curated record. NCBI's taxonomy places the organism in Eukaryota, Metazoa, Chordata, Actinopteri, Osteoglossiformes, Osteoglossidae. Gene Ontology annotation, biological process: cell fate commitment; canonical Wnt signaling pathway; multicellular organism development. Gene Ontology annotation, cellular component: extracellular region. Gene Ontology annotation, molecular function: cytokine activity; frizzled binding.
AUGAUCCUGGAAUUAUUUUUGCUUAUUUUUUUUUUUUUUUGUAGGUCUGUGAACAAUUUUCUCGUAACGGGACCCAAGGCAUCUCUCUCGUACACCAAGAGUGUGCACGCUGGGGCCCAAGGUGGCAUCAAGGAAUGUAAAUACCAGUUUGCGUGGGAUAGGUGGAACUGCCCCGAGACCAUGCUCUGGGCAUCCACUCAGAAAAAACCACAAACUGCCACUAGGGAGAUGUCUUUUGUCCAUGCCAUAAGCACUGCAGGGGUCAUGUACACCUUGACCAGGAACUGCAGCCUUGGGGACCUGGAUAACUGCAGUUGUGAUUACUCCAAAAAUGGGAAGUCUGGUGGUCGGGGGUGGCUUUGGGGUGGCUGUAGUGACAACGUGGAGUUCGGAGAGAGGAUUUCUAAGAUGUACGUGGAUGCCCUGGAAACGGGUCAGGAUUCUCGAGCAGCAGUCAACCUUCACAACAAUGAAGCUGGGAGGCAGGCCGUGAAAGCGACCAUGAAGAAAGUCUGCAGGUGUCAUGGUAUGUCAGAUAGCUGUACUAUCCGAACCUGCUGGCUGCAGCUCUCCAGCUUCCGUGACAUUGGGAACUACCUCAAGGUGAAGCACGAUCAGGCGAGGAAGCUGGAGAUGGACAAGAGGCGAAUACGCACUGGGAACAGCGCAGUGAGCCGUGGAACCAUCGCGAACACCUUCAAGGACAUCGCCCAGACGGAGCUCAUAUACCUGGAGGACUCUCCGGAUUACUGCGUCAAGAACAGCACCCUUGGGCUCCAGGGCACGGAGGGCAGGGAGUGUCUGCAAGGAGGAAAGAACCUGUCCCAGUGGGAGAGACGGAGCUGCCGGAGAUUGUGCCAUGAGUGCGGACUAAAGGUGGAGGAAAGACGGACUGAGGCAGUCAACACCUGUAACUGCAAGUUCUACUGGUGCUGCACGGUGCAGUGCGAUAGGUGCACGGAAGUCCUGGUAAAGCAUGUCUGCGCUAGGAGAGAGGCGGCCUAUGAGCACCAUCCCAGGCGAAGAAUGCGUGGGAUCCCAGUAAUUUAGGGGUUGUUUAAAAUAUACCUCACUAAAGUACUAUAUAAAAUUUAACUGA